Penicillium taxi is the source of this 381-nucleotide messenger RNA. RefSeq lists its product as uncharacterized. The record is from RefSeq and is a predicted model, not a curated record. The transcript has 3 exons. NCBI's taxonomy places the organism in Eukaryota, Fungi, Ascomycota, Eurotiomycetes, Eurotiales, Aspergillaceae. Bases 1 to 381 code for a protein of 126 amino acids.
AUGACUCGACUGUCCCAACUCCAACUGGCUGUCACAAUUGAGGAAAUGUUCCUGGAGCAAGCCAAGAUACAGCGAGUGACCUUGAACGAGACACUUCGUCAGGUGAAGUCCGAAAUCACCGAGCACAUACAACCUGGCAGCUUAGUUGGAGUUCCCCACGAGCUUUGGCUCCGGUAUUACAACACAUUGCGCCUAAUCACCUGGGGAGAGCGUCGCACCACAAUGAUUAUUCGCGCAACUGCCCUUCGUCGCCAGGUUGGGCAGAAACAACUUCGUGAUCGUCACAACUUGCCUGACACCAAGCGGAUGGAUAUGGAUCGCGACAUUAUUCUUGUCAUGUUUGAUCACUUUGAUUUGCCGCCUUAUGGUGCAGAUUUCUAG